This is a messenger RNA of Oreochromis niloticus (Nile tilapia), 1938 nucleotides long. RefSeq lists its product as uncharacterized. Gene Ontology annotation, cellular component: external side of plasma membrane. The record is from RefSeq and is a predicted model, not a curated record. The coding region runs from base 202 to 1527 and encodes 441 amino acids. The transcript has 7 exons. Lineage: Eukaryota; Metazoa; Chordata; Actinopteri; Cichliformes; Cichlidae. Gene Ontology annotation, biological process: cell surface receptor signaling pathway; positive regulation of T cell proliferation; negative regulation of T cell proliferation.
CUGAUCUGAUCGAGGUUGAAGUUUCUGUUGGAAUGAUCUGGACUUGGAGCAACAGACCUCCUCCCUCACUGAAGUGUGAAACUUUGUGUGGUUUAGCCGAGCAGUGUGAGAGUGUCAGUAGAUGAUCAGCAGAGGAAAGUGAAGCUGCUGUGAGCUGAUGUCCUGAAGGGCUUUUAAAGAGUCUCUGAGUUUGACAGGAACAUGAAGAUGUUUGUGGUGUUUGUGAUCCUCCUGCACGUUUCCCAGCAUGCCCUGGCUGUGGUGGUGGAGGUGUAUGAGGAGGCAAAGUCUGUUCUGCUACCCUGUCAGUACUCUGGUAUUAUUCCUGAGAACAAUCCCACAGUGAUGUGGAGUCGCAGUGAUCUCAGUCCCACAUCUGUCCACCUGCGACGAGAAGAAGGUGAUGAUCUCAAAAAGCAGAACCUCCGCUACAGCGGGCGCACAUCAAUGAGGCCUGAUGCUCUGGAGACUUCAGACUUCAGCCUCACUCUGACAAACCCAGAACUGACUGACAGCGGCGUCUACACCUGCUCCAUCAGUGAUGGGAAAGAAGAAACAGGACAGAGAAAUGUACAGCUAAAGGUCAAAGACCAGCAGGUGGAGAUAAGAGUGGAGGAAGGCUCAGACUCUGUCAUCCUGCCCUGCCAAACAAGACCUGACUUACCUGGUGACACCUCAGUGGAGUGGGCUCGCUCUGAUCGAGAACUAAUGAUGGUCCAUGUGUAUCCAAACAGAAGUGAGAACCUUAAGAAACAGGACGACCUUUACUGUGGUCGCACAAAGAUGAAUGAAGACCUGCUGAGAACUGGAGACCUCAGUCUGACCCUGAAAUACCCCACACAGAGAGACAGUGGAGGAUACAUCUGCACCAUCUACAGGGACAAAAACAUCCUGAGACAGAAAGUAGUGCUGCACUAUGUCAGAGAAAAACUUCCACUUUGGGCCACAGCUGUCGUAGUUCUUCUUGUUCUUGUGUUUUUUGGGGGUCUCAUAUAUAGUUUUCAACACUAUUUCAUGUCAGACUGUCAGGUGCAGGUGGAGUCAGGGGUGGAGUCUGUAAAGCUGCCUUUCAAAACCAAAGCAAAAAAUAUACCUGAAGAUGCUAAAGUGGAAUGGAAGGACAGAUACAACAACAAAGUCCAUGUGCACCAGAAUGGUUGUGAUAGGAUUGAAGACCAAAGCCCAGCAUACAGGAAGCGAACAGAGAUGAACCUGCUAGAAACUGGAGACCUCAGUCUGACCCUGAAAUACCCCACAAACAAGGACAGAGGCACCUACACCUGCACCGUCUACAACAAGGAGGGAGGAAAAUUCCAGAUAGACAAACAGGUGGAGCUUAAAGUCAGAGUCCCCCAGGUGGAGGUGGAUUCAGGGGUGGAGUCUGUCCAGCUGCCUUUCAAAAUCAGAGUUCGUCUGAUUAAAAAACUCCCUAAAGUGGAGUGGACGGAGAACAAGAAGAAGGUCCAUGUGUAUAAGAAUGGCUCUGACCAGCCUGAAGAACAGCACCAGGAUUACAGAGAUGAAUGAAGACCUGCUGAAAUCUGGAGACCUCAGUCUGACCCUGAAAUAUCCCACAGACGAGACACAAACACCUACACCUGCACCGUCUACAGCAGGGAGGGAAACAUCCUGCUGAAGAAACAAGUGGAGCUUAAAGUCAGAGGUCAGAGCAUACAUAGUUUUGCCUUGGAUUUGAUAUUUGAUAUCAUAUUCAUUUUUGACCUUUUUAAACAAAUCUUUUUUCUCCAGCCUGAUUUUUUUUUUUUUUAAAUAUUUUUAACUAGAAAUGCAGCAAUGAGAAUUAUUGCAAUACAACAACUAAAAAUAAUGGGUCAGUUACUGAUGAUACUAAAAACAUUUUAUCUGACCGUUUUGGAAAGGCAUAUUAAAGCCAUAUAAAGUGAUGGCUGUUGACUAACCUUUUGCUUCGCUGCACCC